This is a messenger RNA of Striga asiatica, 1452 nucleotides long. The record is from the annotation of a GenBank genome assembly. Lineage: Eukaryota; Viridiplantae; Streptophyta; Magnoliopsida; Lamiales; Orobanchaceae.
AUGAGAAUCAAACUCUUGUUUUUGACAUUUUCUUCGGAGAGGAUGCGGCCAUGGAGGGCGUGUGCUAGGAUUAGCAAAUCUCCGACCUUUAUUCUAUCAUCUGUAGUCGAUUUUGAAAGGUUCGUUGAAAAGUGCUUCGCCGCUCACGAGGUACCUAGAGCUGUAGAAAUCCAGAACGGAUUCGGAUUUCGGUAUGACUAUUUGGAUCGGCCCGAAAUACUGGGUAGAGCUGCUGAUGCUGUUUUUGUCCAUACACCAGCCAUGUCGGCGUUAAGGAUUAGAGCUCGAAUCGUGUGGUUUGUCGCAAUCGAGAACGACAUGGAUGUCGAUGAUCAAGUUAACAGGGAUGGUGACAUAUCAAAUGGAACUACAGUUAAAUCUUCCGAGUUUACAGGUGAUCAUAAUGUGACGGAGGAAAUGCUAACAACUAAAAAUGAAAAUCAGGAAAUUCCAGUAUUAGGCAUGAAAUUUGCUAACAAAAAUGAGGUGUUUCAAAAAAGAAAUUCAACAAAAGGUGAUGAUGGAAUUGUACGGUAUGUGACGUAUACUUGUAGUCGAGAAGGUCGACGAAGCUAUAAGACCAAUACAUCUCUGGAUCCGCUACCGACUAGUCAAACGAGUUGUAAAGCAAGGUUGACCGCUUGUUCUGAUGCUUGUGGAGUAUGGCGUAUAAAUGUUGUUCAUUUAGAGCAUAACCAUAAGACAAGCCCAUCCAAAUCUAGGUUGUACAAAUGCAAUCGACAACUCUCUCCCUCUGAUGCUCCGCCAAGACCUUCGUUGACCUCCUACUCCUCAACGUCGUUUCCUUGUUUCCUUCUUCAAUGGCGGCCUCGGGGUGGUUCCGGUGCAAGAACACCCGUUCGAAGAUGCUACGCAGAAGAUUCAGGUAGACAGUGCAGGCUUGGGGAGAAAUCCGUAGCUGGGAUAGCCGUCGAAAGGAUGAGGAAUCGGGUAGUGGCCGUAGCCAAUAUGAUUACGAAUAAGUACAGCGACAUGGAGGCCUAUGAUUUGAACAAGUGGGAUCGGUUUUUCCUCACACAAACUCAGCGGACAACUGAUAAUAUGGAAAAGCUGCCACAUAAGUACGUCUUGAGAAGAUGGAGGCGAGAUGUCAGCAGACCAUAUGUGCGGAUUGAAACCAUGUACGAUGGUAUGGCUAGUACUGUUGAACAGUUAAGAUAUGAGAAAUUAUGUGCUGCUUUUACUAAGAUGGCAAACUUGUUAGCUGAGAAUGAAGAGCGGUCAAAUCAACUGUUGGAAUGGAUUGAUUGUCGAACGGAUGAACUUGCUAAAGCAAAAUAUAAUACCAUGGGCACACAUGGAAAUGAAUUGGGUAACUCUGAAAAUAUAAGAAUUUUGGAUCCACAAUGUACAAAAAGUAAAGGUGCGCCAAAAAAGCUUCGCAAGAAAAGUCCUUUAGAGACUAGUUCUAAGAAAUCAAAGAAUUGUAAG